Molecule: messenger RNA, 512 nt
Organism: Trichomonas vaginalis G3
Lineage: Eukaryota; Parabasalia; Trichomonadida; Trichomonadidae
Exons: 1
Source: RefSeq, a predicted model, not a curated record
AUGCUUCCAAUAGAAAAAGAAAAUUCAAGAGUUGCUACAACUAAACCAUUAGAUGAACUUUUUACUAAUGUCGGUCAAAAGUUUGAGACAGAGACCGUAAAGCAUGAAGGCUAUCGUUUUGACUACCCAUUAAGAUGGCUAAGAGACCCAUCUGUCACAAAAGCUAUUGGCUUUCGUAGAAUGAAGUUCAUUUCAGAAGCCAUACAUGGUUUCCCAUUUACGGUCGGUUUUGAAGUUCGAUACUAUAACAAAGAAAAACGUAUGUAUGAGAAAUUUGAACAAGGAAAACUUUUACAAGUUAAUUUGCUUAUAAACUUAGAAACAACUCUUCAAGCUUUUCAAGAAAAAAUAAACGAUAUCUAUAUUGAAUAUGCAAACCAGUUUAACAUUGACGAAGGAGAAUACCAUCUCGAUAUUAUUUAUGACAGGAAAAAUGCAACUGUUAAAAUCAAUAAAAUAGAAGACCUUGGAGAAAACGUUUAUAUUUCUACAAAAUAUAACAACUUGGCAUG